This is a messenger RNA of Marasmius oreades (fairy-ring Marasmius), 1952 nucleotides long. RefSeq lists its product as uncharacterized. The coding region runs from base 1 to 756 and encodes 251 amino acids. NCBI's taxonomy places the organism in Eukaryota, Fungi, Basidiomycota, Agaricomycetes, Agaricales, Marasmiaceae. The record is from RefSeq and is a predicted model, not a curated record. Gene Ontology annotation, molecular function: translation initiation factor activity. Gene Ontology annotation, cellular component: cytoplasm; eukaryotic translation initiation factor 3 complex. The transcript is spliced from 9 exons.
AUGUCUGAUUGGGAAGCCUCAGAAGGCGAAAAGGUCACCAGCCCACCUCCAAAGGUUGCACCUGUGAAGAGAACCGGAAAGUGGAUGGGAGAAGAUGAGGAAAACAAUGCCCCAGCUAGUGACUGGGAUGACUCUUCAGAAGAAGAGGAGAAACCAGCCCCAGCGCCGGUGGCACCUCCGAAGAAGAAAGGAACAUUGAAACAAAAGCUAGCAGAGAAGGAAGCGGCCAAGGCUCAGAAGAAGGAUGAAGAUGAUCUUUACGAUUCUGACGCAGUGCUCGACCCGAGAGAAAAGGCACGACGGGAGAAAGAGAGAGAACUCAACGCUGAUCUUAACAAUGCUGCAGAACUUUUUGGGGCAGCUGCGAUCGGCGGUACAUCAUCGAAAGAACUUGACUCGUUGAUUUCCGCCCAACCUCGGACAAAAGAGGACUUCAAUGCGCUGUCGUCCAAGAUAAUAGAGUUUAUCAUCAAGAGACACCAGAACAAGCCGUUAUACACUGCGUUCGUUGAGCAUCAUGUGCGGGAAUUGGCUCAACCUCUGAAAGAUGUCGAAGUACGAAAGGCUGCGAGUGUGCUUACGACGCUUGCGAAUGAGAAGCAGAAAGAACAGAGAGAAAAGGCCAGUGGCAAAAAGAAGUCAAAGGCAUCGAGCAAACCUGUUCUUGGAGCGGCCAAAGUGUCCAACAAGCUGGAUACAACUGUCUACGACGAAGCGAUGGACGACUUUGGGAACGACGGGGAUGAUUUCAUGUAGAACGUUUGUUUUGAUGACUGGCAGCUCUUACAGAUCUCUACUACAAGCUUACUUUCUGUUUAGUAGAUGUAUUUUCAAUGAAGUUGUAUUUCCAGCAAACUCAUACGAUGAUUAGAUGACGUAUUCGCAUCAAGCAUUCAGUCUGAUGAAGAUGGCCUGCAAAUCCUACCAAGCUCCUCUGUUUCUUGGAACAACUGGUACCCGCAGCGACGUGUGAGGGACGAAGAGGACUUUCUCAUUUUGCAUCAAAGUCGAUUUUCGCGGAUGUGUUCAACAUUACGACAAUGCGCUGGAGCUACGGUUACAAAGUUCUCAACACAGCUCUCGGUCACUCGUUGACAAGAGAUUCAUUCGAACCACGCUGAUACACGCAUUUUUAAGGCUCAACCCCAAUCAUUGUUCAAGUUCGUCUAUCCGCUCGAGAGGGUUCAUGGUUAUCUGUCAACUUGAAAGCGCUAGUCGUUUUGGCGUCUCGAUAUUUUUGUCUAUUGUGUUGUGAUCGCGUUAUCGCUGUGCGUACUCUCGGAGUUCAGCUGAAGCCACUCUCCUCCAUUCCUCCAUUGAGUUAUGCCCUGCGACUCGAGAUUCCUGCUGGGAUCCGAUCAAAAGUCACUGACAUCCCGCAACAGUCCAAAAGGUCAUGCUAUGUCAUUGUAAACGCUCUCGCCCUGUAUUGGAUUUCGCGAUUGCAAGAAUGAAAAGCAAACUUAAGAGCUCCUUGAAUCAUCUCCUUCGUCAGCACAAACAAUGUGGGAGCAUGUUUACCAUUAAUAGAUCAACAGAUCGCAGAGUUUUGAUGCCCUUUGUCAUCUUUCCGCCAUCUACAAUUGUGCACAAGAACUGGAGAGGCAGUCCGUUGAUCCUUAGGCCAAUCCUUCAUUCCCCCCAGAUUUACAUCUAAAAGCCCUCGACCUCUAGUCACGGUUACCGUUCAGCACGGACUAGCAACCCAUCUCCGCGUCGUGGGAUCUCUAACUACACAGUAUCUGGAAUUCUAAACGUGCUGAAACACCGAGAUUGGACAAAGACCGCCCGAUAGCGUAGGCGAGCGCAUCUAUGUUGCAUCGAUUGGUUGGCACUAUUGCGGAGUCGUUAUUGAUAACUCACCACGAGGCUGAAGGGUAUCCCGAUACUGGAUCCCUUCAGCUUGCUUGAUACCGACACUAGUACUUGUAUUCUUCGACACUGAGCCCGCU